Molecule: messenger RNA, 4981 nt
Organism: Cynoglossus semilaevis (tongue sole)
Lineage: Eukaryota; Metazoa; Chordata; Actinopteri; Pleuronectiformes; Cynoglossidae
Product: nesprin-2
Exons: 22
Coding region: 260-3640 (1126 amino acids)
Cellular component (GO): membrane
Molecular function (GO): protein binding
Source: RefSeq, a predicted model, not a curated record
CGCGGUGCUACGUGCAGACCAACGGCGCUCCCUGGUGGAAGGUCUACUAAAAAACUGGCACCAGUACAACCGCAGCCUGAAGAAGCUGCAGAGGUUCCUGUCUGACACUCAUGCUCUACUACCGCCCACUGGUCCACCACGCUGCAGCCUACAGCAGCUCAGAUGCUCACUGAGACACCUACAGCACACAGAGCUGCUCUUCCAGAGGUACCAGUGCAGCUUCCUCCACACUCUGGAGCUGGGACGGCAGCUCUUCUCCAUGGGGGACGAGGAGACGCAGACACGGCUGCAGGAGGACCUGGGAACCCUGCAGGAGGACUGGGAGAACCUCCACAACCUGCUGGGCCACAGGAUGGACCUGACAGAAGCCAUAGUCCAGAACUGGGAGCGCUGUGAGGCAAAACUAGCCGAGCACAUGCUGCAGCUGAAGGAGAUUAAGACCAGACUGAACCAGUCGAUGCCUGAGAGCGACGAUGAGCUGCACAGUGCUGAGAAGUUCCACAAGGAGACCCAGGACUCCUUGGUGGACUGGGCUGAGAGCCUGACGGAGCUGAGCACCAUGAAGACAGACCUGUCCCAGUACAUCAUGGCUGAGGACGUUCUACUGCUGCAGGAGCAGGUGGAGCACCUGAGGUGUCAGUGGGAGGAGCUGUGUAACAAGGUGUCUCUACGUAAGCAGGAGAUCGCCGACCGCCUCAAUGCCUGGAUCAUCUUCAACCAGAAGAACAAGGAACUGUGUGAGUGGCUCACACAGAUGGAGAACACGGUGAUGGACGACUCCCAGCUCAACAUCGAGGAGAUGGUGGAGAAGCUGAAGAAGGACUGUAUGGAGGAGAUCAACCUCUUCAGUGAGAACAAAACCCACCUGAAGCAGCUGGGAGAGCAGAUCAUCACAGCCAGCAACAAGACCAAGGAGACGGAGGUCAACCAGAAGCUGAGCGACGUCAAUGACCGCUGGCAGCAUCUGUUCCACCACAUUGAAGCCAGGGUGAGGAAGCUGAAGGAGACUUUAGUGACGGUCCAACAGCUGGACAAGAACAUGAGUAACCUGCGAACGUGGCUGUCGUGCAUCGAGGCUGAGCUCUCCAAACCUGUCGUCUACGUCACCUGUCGCAGCGAGGAGAUCCAGCAGAAACUCUCAGAGCAGCAGGACCUGCAGCGUGACAUUGAACGGCACACUGAGAGCGUAACGUCUGUACUGACACUGUGUGACGUCCUGCUCCGUGAUGCUGACGCCUGUGGAGCAGGAGGAGACGGUGAGAAUGACUCCAUCCAGCAGACCACCAGGAGUCUGGACCGACGCUGGAGGAACAUCUGCGCCAUGUCCAUGGAGAGGAGGAUGAGGAUCGAAGAAACCUGGCGUCUGUGGUGUAAGUUCCUGGACGACUAUACUCACUUCGAGGACUGGCUGAAGGCGGCGGAGGUCACGGCUGCCAACCCUGACUCUGCUGAUGUUCUUUACACCAGCGCCAAGGAGCAACUAAAGAAGUUUGAGGCCUUUCAGCGUCAGGUCCACGAGCGUCUGACUCAGCUGGAACUGGUCAACAAACAGUACCGGCGCCUAGCCCGGGAGAACAGAACCGAUGCUGCCAACAAACUGAAGGUGAUGGUGGAGAAGGGAAAUCAGAGGUGGGACGUCCUCCAGAGGAGGGUGACGGCCGUGCUGAGGAGACUGAAGCACUUCACCUCUCAGAGAGAGGACUUUGAGGGAACUCGAGAAGGAAUCCUGGUGUGGCUGACGGAGAUGGACCUGCAGCUCACCAAUGUUGAGCAUUUCUCUGAGAGCCACUUUGAGGACAAGAUGAGGCAGCUCAAUGGGUUCCAGCAGGAAAUCACUCUCAACACCGACAAAAUCGACGCUCUGAUUGUGUUCGGGGAGAACCUGAUCCAGAAGAGUGCUCCUCUGGACGCUGCUCUGAUCGAGGACGAGUUGGAGGAGCUUCACUCCUACUGUCAGGAGGUGUUUGGUCGAGUGGCUCGUUUCUACCACCGCCUGGUCACCAGAAGACCAGUUCUAGAAGAACUCUCCGACCAGGAUACAGAUCUGGACGAACCGCCAGAUCUGACCGACAAGACAGUGUGGAGAGAAACCAAGAGAAAGAGGGUGGAGGACAUGGAGGAGGUUCCAGCACUGGGUGGAGUUUCAGCUGGAUGUCAGACCUUGUGUCACCUCCUGGUACCUCCACUGGAACCAUCAGGGAGGGAAACACCAGUGAGUGUGGACUCCAUCCCACUGGAGUGGGACCACACUGUGGAUGUGGGAGGAUCUUCAUCACAUGAAGAUGAGGAGGAGGUGACCUUCUUCACUGCUGUGUCAGUAAAAUCGGUGUUAGAUCCCCCCAGCUGGCACCAGCCCGACUCCCCCUUGAUGAACCGAGUUCUCAGAGGAAUGACCUCGUCUCCAGUUGGCUCCAGGAGCUCACCAUUCUACCAGCAGGGCUAUAUAAAACUGAUGUCAGACUGCAGCAGCAGCAUCAACAGUGUGAAGAAAGUCAAACUGAUUCUCAAUGAUGAGGAGGAGGCGGCGGAGCCAGAGGACGCAGGUCUGAGCAGCGGUGUAGCUGACGGACACUCGUGCUCAGGUGUCAUCGAGCGUUGGGAGCUGCUGCAGGUUCAGAAGCCAGUCUGCCGGGAGAUGGACGUCAGGCUAGACCUGCAGCAGUGGCAGGAGUUGAACUCUGACCUCGGUGAUGUCACUUCCUGGUUGGGCAGUGUGCUGCCAGAGUUGGAGAGGCUGCAGAGCAUCGCUCCGUCCGCCAGUGUCCAAGAGUUUGAGGUCAACAUCAGGAAACUCAAGGAGAUGCAGAAGAUGUUCAACAGCUACAAGUGCCUGAUGAUAUCAGUCAACCUGACAAGUCGUCACUUCCUGUGUGGAGGAAACAGCAGCUGUGAGGAGCUGCAGCAGAUCCAGGAGGCGCUGAGCUCAGCUAACAUCAGCUGGACUCAGGCCUGCAGUGGUCUGGGCCAGUGGGAGCAGAAGCUGAGGUCAGCGCUGAUCCAGUGUCAGGACUUCCAUGAGACGCUGCACUCUCUCCUGCUGUGGCUCGCUCAGGCAGAAAACAGGCUCCAGGCUUUAAACGUCAGCGAUUGCUCAGUGACUAAACCUGCUCUGCUGCAACAACGAGAUGCACUAAAUGAUCUACAGGAGAAGCUUCGUAGACGCCAGAGCCAGGCCUUAUCACUGCAUGACAUCUCAUCACAGCUCCUCCUGGAGGCCACAUGUGAAGACAGCCUGGAGGCCAAAGAGAAGGUUCAUGUCAUCAGCAACAAAAUCCGCCUGUUGUUAAGACAGGCCGACACCCAGAUGAACAGACUGCAACAGAGACUGAAAUCCUGCUGCUCUGACAUCAACUUUACUGGUCUGGAAGGAGUCUGUGACAUAGGCCACAAGGCUGAAGCAGCAACCGUCCGAAUGUCUGCAGAUCAGAGGCAUCAGAGACCAGACUCGCCUCCACUGCGACCCUUCCUCUCCCGAGUCCUUCGUGCUGCAUUCCCUCUGCACCUGCUGGUCCUGUUUCUGCUGGUCCUGGUCUGCAUGGUCCCUGUGUCCCAGGACCACUUCAGCUGCACGCUGUCCAACAACUUUGCCCGCUCAUUCUACCCCAUGCUGCGAUACACCAAUGGACCGCCACCCACGUGAAAGCCACAUACAGUCACUGAACUUUUACAUCUGACAGACUCCAGAUUUUUUUUAACUUAUAUGUUUAUUUAUAGAAGAUUCGAUAAAAAAGCCAUAAUGAUUAGAACCAGCAACAAAAAAAUUCUAAUCCAGUCCACAUAAAUAAGCUAUUUAACUAAAAAUAUAUAUUUUGUCUACCAAAUUUUCUACAAUCCAAUAAUCUUUGAUUAUUAAAAGUGAAGUGGACCAUAUUAGGUAUCCAGAAUGUAGGCCUUAUCAAUGCUAAAACAGAUGCUCAACCCCAGGACCAAUGGUGGACCAGACAAAAACAGUCCUGUCCAUAUUUGGAAUUAUGGAAUAGGAGUAACAUUCUUGAAUUACACAAAAUUGUCCAACCCUAAUCUGGGAUGUUAAAUGUGGUAGUCCACCUUCUAUUCCCACAUAGGAUAUGAAAAUAUACCUGACCAACAUCUGGUGACCAGUAGUAGAACCACAUUCAAAUGUUAUUCUGACCUCACAUCUUGGUGAAAUGUUUGCUACAUUAUUUAGGUUGUAUGUUGGACCUCAGAGAUGAUGUAGACCACAUCUACUGUUCUGAAGGUAGGCCACUUCAACUUCGCUUUCUUAAAACUAGACAUAUCUGGUCCACAUCUGGUGUCCAGAUGUUGAAUCCAAGUUUUUUAUCUGGCUUGAAUGGAGUGUAUAGAAUGUAGGCCACAAUCCAUGCAGCCAACUGCAUGAUUUUGCAGUUAUUAUCAUUGUACUCUGUUCCAUGGUCUGGUCGACAAUGUCAUUUGGUCCACAUUUUUUAAGACCCGUGGUUCACCAGGCUAACCUGUCUGAUCUCCCUCUGGUAUCCAGAACAUGUCUGUUCUUGUAGUCCUUUGUCUGAACCCUAGGCUGAUUAUCGGACAAAGUUAUGUAAUUAAGGUAAUUAAGAAUAUGGUCUCAACUGUUUUGUCACUGUGAACAAACAAAAAAUCUGUUCCAUAUCUGGUAUUCAGAAUGUGGGUCACAUCAUUCUGAAACUAGUAGACCAGCAGUAUCAUGUGGCCAACAUGUGACAUGUCCUAGAUUGUUGUUAAGGAUUAGUCUGUUCCACACCUUUAAAAACUGUUGGGCCACAUCAGACUGGGGGACCAUGUGUUCUGCUCCUUUUUAGAGGACAAAGCUUUGCAUUAGAAUGUUGAAGUCCACAUUUUCUGGCGUAUGUAUUCACAUGUCCACGGUGUGGGUCACAUUUUCCUGACCUGACUGUAGUUGAAGCCCAUACACAGUGUCAAUGUGGGAAUUAAUUAUCCAGUUUUUAUUCUGGGAUGUACUUUGUUUGGUCAGUGUUGACAUUAAACAACUUUGACUUUG